AGCAAUAUUUAUGUUUUGGUUUGCUUGUUUCUUCGAUUUCCUCGUGUUCAAUUCUUUACGCAAGUAAAAUUAUAGUGAAGCAAGCUAUAUUUUUCAAUUUGAUAUGAAAAUAGUAAAAAAAAAAAUAGGACACUGAACAAAACCAGCACUAAAUAGCUACAAAUACAAAGGUUCACAUACGUGUAAAUGUUAAAUUUUGCUCGGCGUGCCGUACUUCUUGUGAGGUCUACUAGUUCUGCGGGUAGAAUAAAUCAGAACCGCUGCCUAUCCGUUCCCAGUCCACGAGCCGUAACGUUUCUCGCCCAAAUGGCUGAAGCUGUAGAACAAAAAAUAUCCGAAAACAAGGAGCGGGGAGAAGAGCGACAUCGUCAAAAGAGACAGCAAUAUGAAGCACCAAAAAGUCGCUACAAUGGAAUCGUAAAAAAACGCAAAUGGGAGGAUCCACCGUCAGAUCCGGAAGCUGUGAAAGAUUUCGAUCCCUCUACGCGCGUUAAGAAACGCAAAUGUAUCAUUCUACUCGGUUACUCUGGAGUAGACUAUCUGGGUAUGCAGCGAAAUCCCGGAACUAAAACCAUCGAGGAGGACCUACUGACUACAAUGCUGAAGCACGGUUGGAUAAGCGAUGAAGCCUUCAAGCAGCCUCAGCAGAUUCAAUUCCAGCGUGCAGCUCGAACGGACAAAGGUGUAUCGGCGGCAACACAGGUGGUUUCGCUUAAGUUACCGGAGAAGUUGGAUUUAGAUGCACUGAACGCUGAUCUGCCACAGCAGAUUCGGGUCUUCGCAGUGAAACGUGUUACCAAGGGUUUUAAUUCUAAGUCGAAUUGUGAUGCUCGUACAUACACGUAUACACUGCCAACGAUUGCGUUUGCUUUAAACGACGAAAAAGUUGAUAUCGAAACGUAUAGACUGACCGAGGAACGACUGCGAACUGUUAACGAGACAUUAAAACUGUUUGAAGGUACGAAAAACUUUCAUAACUUUACGAGUCGUAAAGAGUUUAUCGAUCCGUCGGCCAAACGAUUUAUCAUGUCGUUUGAAUGUGAGGCACCAUUCGUUCCGAACGAAACAACUGUAGAGUUUGCCACCAUAAAAAUAAAAGGACAAAGUUUUAUGCUACAUCAGAUUCGAAAGAUGGUCGGUCUCACGUUGGCCGUCGUUCGCGGUUUAACUCCAUCCGAGACGAUCGUUAAGGCUUUCGAAGAGGUUCGAUACGGUGUUCCCACGGCACCUGGCUUAGGUCUGGUGUUAAGUCGAAUCCACUACGAGAAGUAUAACGCUCGAUACGGUCAGGACGGAUGCCAUGAAGUGUUGGAUUUUCAUAAAGAAGACGAACAAAUUCAGGAGUUUUUCAAAAAACAUAUUGCUUCCACGAUCGUCAAGACGGAGUUGACAAGUAACUCUAUGGUGGAGUGGUUGGAAACGUUACCACUGCACAGCUACGAGCCCCGUAAUGAAAAUGAACCACGCGAAUAUAAUGGUAAGCAAAAAUCAGAUGAAGAUGCUGACGAGGAUGAGUGAUUCUCGUGUUUCCCAUAAACAGUAAUCGAUAGUCUAAAAGU
This is a messenger RNA of Wyeomyia smithii (pitcher-plant mosquito), 1559 nucleotides long. It is a transcript of the gene Pus1, whose product is annotated as pseudouridylate synthase 1 homolog. NCBI's taxonomy places the organism in Eukaryota, Metazoa, Arthropoda, Insecta, Diptera, Culicidae. Gene Ontology annotation, biological process: tRNA pseudouridine synthesis; mRNA pseudouridine synthesis. Bases 187 to 1518 code for a protein of 443 amino acids. Gene Ontology annotation, molecular function: pseudouridine synthase activity; RNA binding. Gene Ontology annotation, cellular component: nucleus. The transcript has a single exon. The record is from RefSeq and is a predicted model, not a curated record.